AUGGCCGAGAAUGCAGGCCGGCCGGCCCGAGAACCGACCAAAGCAAAAUCUCGCAAGACCGAUCCGAACGCUCCGAUUCGGAAACGCCGCAAGAGAACAGUGGUGAGCGGAGCGCCCGACGACUGCUUUACCUGCUCCAAACGAGGAGCCCGAUGCGACCGACGGCGUCCAUACUGCUCCCAGUGCCUCGAACUCGGCCGCGAAUGUUCCGGAUACAAAACGACGCUGACAUGGGGAGUGGGUGUGGCAAGUCGAGGGAAGCUGCGCGGUCAGAAGCUGCCAGUGAUGGACUCGGCGGAGGAAGCAGGAGGCAGUGCUGCGAAGGACCAACAGCCAUUGCCGUCUAGCAGCCAGAGUCAGCCCUCGUCGCAAUCAAUACCUACCACCAUCCCAGGCCCAGUGCCGACUCCGAUGCCCCCAACCGGGACCGCAGCGCCAGUAAUAGAUGUCGGGGGAUUACAAACGGUCGAAGCAGAGGACCGACGAGCAUCGGAUAUGUCGAAUAUGUCGGAUAUGUCGAGAACUAUGGCGUGGACGAUGGACAUGCCGGACCCGCACACAUGGUCAAGCGUAUCUGCGGCGCCACCUCAAAUAUCGGGACUCCCGUUGCCCAGCCGGCCAGUGACUUCAAAUCGCCUGAGCCCAAGCAUAUCAGAAGCAUCAAUGCACUAUGCACCGACACUAAGCCCCGAGGCCUCAUUCUCUACACCAGUGUGGCCCGUCGCAAGGAACUGGACCGCCAAUAAUAAUGUGACGCCGCCGCUACAAGAUGCCGACGAGGAGUUGGAAAGAACAGAGCGCAAGCAGUUUAUGCUGUGGAAUGCCGGCCAUUCACCUUCAUACUCUCAAUUGCUUUUGGCUCGGUCGAUAGGCCGCACGCCUCGACUCCGGUAUCUAAUUAGUUACUUUACCGAAGUCAUUGCUCCUAUGAUUGUCGCCUUUGACACGCCGACAAACCCGUUUAAGACUCACAUUCUCCGCCUGGCUCUAGAGAGUGAGGCUCUCCAGGAGGCAAUUGCGACAUUGUCAACAAGCAAUCUGCGCCAGCGCCGCGAGAAGAACCACCACUCCACCGAGAGAACCUUGCCCGCUCGCAUGUCAGGAUUAGCGCAUCGAGCUCUCACGGAUGAGGCGUUCCAGGAUACAUAUGGUAUUUCAAUGACCGAGGGCUACAUGCGCGAGGAAAACUACCAUCGAGGAAUGGCUGUGAAAGCAUUGAAUGCCGACUUGGCCGACCCCCGUCGCAGGUUAUCGGAUUCGGUGUUGGGAACACUGCUCAUUCUGUGCUUGUUCCAUGGCUGUGACACCGGCGUGGCCGAGUUCCGUGCUCAAUUUGCGGGCGUCACAAGACUGCUCGCCAUCCGCAUGCGACAUUCGCGGGUUAUGACGGAUGAUCUCAAAUGGUUCAUUCGGAUGUUCUCAUGGUUCGACACUCUGACCGCCACCACCAAUGACCGCGAUGUCCAACUGCGCGGAAAGUGCUUAGAGAUCAGCUCGACGACAGAUGGAGAAUGGGGAUUGGAGAACCUGGCAGGUUGUGAUGGUCGACUAUUCAAAUUGAUUUCUCAGCUGGGCCGUCUUAAUCUUCUCAGCCAGGAUCAAGAGCCCAAUCUUUCCAAGCCAGCUGAUGUCAGUGUACCGACCGCGUCUCUGCCUCCCAAUAUGCUGUUCCCGGGCUGGGACACAGUCACUCCCACUACGGUUCCGGGAUCCAUAGCAGGCCCUGACUUUGGAUUUGCCAUGCCAACGCCCCCGCAGAGCAGUGAUCAGUCCCGUAAACCCUCAUCGCCAGCCUUCUGGACGGAAUGGUUCUCAUUACGGCAACGCCUCGAGUCCUGGCGAUUCGACCCGCCGGCAGAGGCCUCCUUCCCCACGCCUCCUCCCUCCGCUUCCGACAACUUUCCUCCUAGUUCAUCUUCCAACUUCACCCCUACCUUUACACCUGCUCCUGCACCGAAAUCCGGGUCAUAUUAUGUGGCCCAUGAAAACCUCCAGGAUGUCUACCAGAUCUCCGAAUGCUUCCGCCAUGCCGCAUUGCUCUAUUGUGAGCGGCUAGCAGAGCCGAGUCUCCCAUCCCGACACCCACGCAUUCAGCAUCUUGUUCAUCUCGCCAUGCACUGUCUGUGUGCUGUACAAUCGGAUGUAUAUCUGCUGUGGCCACUGUUCAUCGUAGGCUCCGAGUGCGUUCAAGCCAACCACCGGGAAGCCAUUCGUCACCGUUGCAAGGACAUAUCCAAAGACUCUGGGUUUGUGAACAAUCUCUCUUGUCUGGAACUGCUGGAACGGAUCUGGGCGGACCAUUCUGACGAGUCCUCAUUCCCUAUCUACCCCUCUGAACUGGGCCCUCCGCCACCGCUGGAUGGCAGUGAAGCGACCAGCACUCAUGCUUUCCGCUGGUCCCGUGUCAUGCAGGCUAAAAGGGGCGACGGAGAGUACAUGGUUGCAUAA
Molecule: messenger RNA, 2448 nt
Organism: Penicillium argentinense
Lineage: Eukaryota; Fungi; Ascomycota; Eurotiomycetes; Eurotiales; Aspergillaceae
Product: Zn(II)2Cys6 transcription factor
Exons: 1
Coding region: 1-2448 (815 amino acids)
Biological process (GO): positive regulation of transcription by RNA polymerase II
Cellular component (GO): nucleus
Molecular function (GO): DNA-binding transcription factor activity, RNA polymerase II-specific; zinc ion binding; transcription cis-regulatory region binding
Source: RefSeq, a predicted model, not a curated record